Trametes versicolor FP-101664 SS1 is the source of this 2258-nucleotide messenger RNA. RefSeq names its product amino acid transporter. Gene Ontology annotation, biological process: transmembrane transport. Gene Ontology annotation, molecular function: transmembrane transporter activity. The record is from RefSeq and is a predicted model, not a curated record. The coding region runs from base 684 to 2081 and encodes 465 amino acids. The transcript is spliced from 9 exons. Lineage: Eukaryota; Fungi; Basidiomycota; Agaricomycetes; Polyporales; Polyporaceae. Gene Ontology annotation, cellular component: membrane.
CCUGCAUCUACUUUGGCACUAUGUCCUCCCAACACGAGGCUAGCAACCUUCCGGCUAAAACUGCCGACACCGACGCCGAGAACUCCUCGGUCAGCAUCGUCGACGAAGACGAACUCAAGCUGGUAAUACUUCAAGAGGGAGACCCGAGGGGAUAAACUAUGCAGCAAUGGGGCAGCUGAGACUUACCUUCGGUAACGUCGUCUUCUAGUUGGGAACUGGUUGGCUACGGGUAUCUUCGUUUGCGACUCUCUGCCCGUCGGACUGCUGGCUGGCCCAGAUGGGCCGCCGGCGCAAGGGCAGCAGGGUCGGCGAAGGUUGAGAUCACACCGUUUGAACCUGAACAGCGCUCAGACCUGCGUAGGGAAGCCCCCAGUGUCGCCUUUCAUCCGCCUCCCCGACAUCCGGGGGGCCCAGGCAGAGAUACUGACCGUUUUGCUUUUUUGUGUGUUCUCAGCGCAAACUUGGUUAUAAGCAGUCGCUGCACCGCAGCUGGCACUUCAUCGAAAGCUUUGCAGCGAGCUUCGUCGCGAUGAAUUUCAUCGGCGGCGUCCGGUAACUUGACCCAGCAAGCCUAGAUAGUGCUCUAGGCGUCUAACACAUCGGACAGGUCCGGUUUCUUCCUCGGUCUAUUGGCGGGAGGUCCUGCGGCCAUCUGGUCCUCGUAUAUCAUUUCCAUGAUAUUCAUGUUCAUCACCGCGGCGGUCCUAGCGGAAAUCUGCUCUGCGCUUCCGCUCAGUGGGUCAAUCUAUAUCUGGUCGGCUGAAAGUGCGGGCCCCAAAUAUGCCCGCUUCUUCGGAUUCAUCGUCGCUUGGUGGUCUACCACCGCUUGGAUGACCUUCGCUGCGGGCAAUUGUCAGACUACGGCGAACUACAUCGUAUCACAACUGGCUGUCUGGGAAAUCGACUUCCCCGGCGGUGUUGGCAACGACAACAUCAAAUGGCGUGCCCUCAUCUGGGCCGUCUCCGAAGGUGUCCUCCUGGUUUCCAUUGCCAUCAACUACCUUCCUCCGCGCUGGUAUUCGUUCGUGUUCAAGUUCUCCGUUGCGCUUUACGCCCUCGACUUCUUGCUCUGUGUCAUCUGGCUUCCCAUCGGCGUUUCGAAGACCUAUGGCUUCCGCUCAGCUAAAGACGUGUUCACCAUGACAUACAACGGAACUGGAGCUCCCGCUGGAUGGAACUGGAUGCUCUCCUUCCUUUUCACCGCCGGUACCAUGAUUGGCUUUGACGCGUCGGGCCAUAUUGCAGAGGAGACCAAAAAUGCUAGCGUCGUCGCUGGCCGCGGUAUCAUUUCCAGUGUCGUUGCCACGGGUGUCUUGGGCUUUGCCACCACGAUCCUGUUCUUGUUCUGUACCCCGGACCUGGACACGCUCUUCGCCUUAGACGCCCCGCAGCCGUUCGUGCAGAUCUAUGCGCUUGCCCUUGGCAAGGGCCCGAGUAUCUUCAUGACUGUAAUUGCAUCCGUCGGUCUCAUCCUUAGCACCAGCGUGGCCAUUGUCGCAGCCUCCCGCCUCAUAUUCGCCGUUGCCCGUGACGGCGUCCUGCCCCUCUCGUGGUGGAUCGGGAAGGUCGACGCCUCACGCCAGCCGCGCAACGCGGUCACCGUCAUGUUCGUCUUCGGCGCACUCAUCCUGUGCACGAUUCUCCCCAGUCAGGUCGCGUUCACAUCCCUGGUCUCCGCGGGUGGUAUUCCGACGACCGCCGCUUAUGGGUUGAUCUCCCUGUUGCGUCUUACCAUGACGCCAGAUGACUUCAAGGGGUCGCAUUUCUACCUGGGCAAAUGGAGGAAGCCGUUCUAUCUGGCCGCUGUUAUUUUCAACGGGAUCGUCUUCUCCGUGCAAAUCUCUCCGUUCUUCUUCCCUACGGAUGCGGAAACCUUCAACUUCUCAUGCGUAAUUCUCGGAGCGGCGACAGUCUUCGGCAUCCUCAGCUGGUACUUCGUCCCGGAGGAGAAGUGGCUCCGUCGCGCGCAGAUCGAGCAACAGCUCCGCGUUGCGGACGAGCCCCUGGACGCCGAGAAUUCGAGCGCGUCCACUUCCGCCUUCAAUCCCACCAACACUACUACCUCCAAGCGCAUGGACUAGUUCAGGGUCAGCGGAGAGAGUGAUUGGGUAUCGCGCGUAGUUGAAUGUGCUUGCAUUGAAACUUUUCCGACCGUAUGGUUCCCUUACAGUCAACGACCUUAGCCUCUUAGAAGAAAAUGUGUUCUGCCUGCUUGAAUUAUAUCGUGAUGCUUGUUCCGACAUAUUUCGCUAAAUCUG